AUUAUAUUGGUGCUUGAAAGCAUCGGAUCCUGUAUUGCAUGUGGUAGAGCUGAGUACAGAAUAGGGGAGGAAUGUUGUCCCAUGUGUUCACCAGGAAAUCAUGUACAUAAGCAUUGUACAAAAUUUACCACUACCUCCUGUGUGUCCUGUAUUGCUUUUACAUUCCUUGAUGAACCCAAUGGUCUCAUGAAAUGUGCACCAUGUUCCAGCUGUGAUUUAGAUUUGGGUUUGAGGGUGAAACAGCCAUGCACAUCACAAUCAGAUGAUUUUUGUGAGCCACAGGAGGGGUUCUUUUGUUGGUUCUCAAACAAAAAUGGUUGUAAAAUAGCCCAGAAACACAGAAGCUGUAAACCUGGUCAAUACAUCCAUCACACAGGAACAACAUCUACAGAUACUGUGUGUGCUGUCUGCCCUGAUAAAACUUAUUCAGAUGGAUCAUUAACAUCUUGUCAACCACAUACAGAGUAA
This is a messenger RNA of Oncorhynchus nerka (sockeye salmon), 468 nucleotides long. RefSeq names its product tumor necrosis factor receptor superfamily member 14-like. NCBI's taxonomy places the organism in Eukaryota, Metazoa, Chordata, Actinopteri, Salmoniformes, Salmonidae. Gene Ontology annotation, molecular function: protein binding. The transcript has 4 exons. Gene Ontology annotation, cellular component: external side of plasma membrane. The record is from RefSeq and is a predicted model, not a curated record. Gene Ontology annotation, biological process: negative regulation of alpha-beta T cell proliferation; positive regulation of T cell migration; positive regulation of cytokine production involved in immune response. The coding region runs from base 82 to 468 and encodes 128 amino acids.